Messenger RNA from Chenopodium quinoa (quinoa), 1216 nucleotides. RefSeq names its product protein NEOXANTHIN-DEFICIENT 1-like. The transcript is spliced from 12 exons. Bases 226 to 1107 code for a protein of 293 amino acids. NCBI's taxonomy places the organism in Eukaryota, Viridiplantae, Streptophyta, Magnoliopsida, Caryophyllales, Amaranthaceae. The record is from RefSeq and is a predicted model, not a curated record.
AAUAUAUAAAAUUAAAAAGAUAAACUCCGAUCUCCAUCAAUCUGCUGACGUCACUCCUUGUCAUCUAUUCUUCUUCAUCUUCUUAAACACUCUCUCUUCUUUCACCUCCACCAUUUCAUUGAAGUUGCUCAUCAAUUGGACCCUCCAAUCAAAUUUGCUGAAAAGCCAACUUUACAGAAAACAAAUAAAUUGAGCUGAAUUUCAAAGAAAGCAGAAACUUGAAAAAUGGAAGCUGCUGUGGAAGCUAAAUCUUGCACUUCUUAUGGAAAACCCCCUUGGAGAUUCACAGGCAGGGCUCUGUAUCAAUUCCAUUUAGUCAAGGCCGAUGUCGCCCGAGCUCUCAUUCCCAAAGAGUUCAGAUUAGUUGAAGCUUUUGGAUAUACACUUGGUGGAUUCUUUCUUGCUAACUAUGAUCAUAGUCCUGCUGGAGUCUUUGAUGAGUUAGUGGUGAUUGCGGGAAUUGUUUGGAACCCACCGACAUCUUGCGCAUGGGCAUCCAAGGUUCUUGUUAACAGCAACGAGGCAUGCCUUCAUGGACGAAAGGAAGUGGGACUUCCAAGCCAUGUUGCUAGGUUUACAAAGAAACUCACAUCAGAUGCAAGGACAGAGCAAAGCAGAGCCAAUCGCUUCCUAAAUAUGAUUGGUUUAGGUCAUGCCAAGCCCAGUUCAAGGAUUUAUUUGGAUACUGAAGUAACUGAAAUAAGUGGCUCAGCAGCUACAGCUGAGAAGUUCAGUAUCAACCUCGUAAGUUCUGUGCCUGAGGAGAAUUCCAAAGCAUGGUUGGGUCCGUUCAUCAACUUGUCACUUCCAAGCUUUAGUGGACGUACAGAACAUAAUCCCAACCUUCUCAAGUACUCUUGCCAAAUGGAUUGCAGGGUGCGUGUAGUACAGCCACUUCAGAUAUCCAGGCCAUCUCCUACUACUGAUCACAGGACUGAACAUCAGGCUGCUGUAGACCAGAAUUCAGAUUCUGCACUUCAAGCUGUGGAAGAUACCUCAGAAAUAAGAUGUUUAAGUCUUUCUGUGAUGUUAUCAAAACCGAUACUGGCUUUGGAAUUCAACUGUUUGAAUAUGAAUGUUGAAGAUCCUCUGGUCAUUUCUCAUUGAAAUGCACCUUGUCUGUAAAAGAAAAACUGGCCUUUCUUACUGAAUACGGAAUUCACAAAAGCUUAUACUUAAAAUCCCCUAGUUACACUUAUGUUUUCUGUUUCCUGUG